GUGCCGUGGUAUGAAAUUUAGAUGCGAAUAAAUAUACCCUGUCCUGUGCCGUGACAUCUUUAAGCCAAUUGCAAUCAAACAAAGUUUCAGUUUUUGGUGUUCCAUUUUUCUUCCUCCAUCUUUAUCUUAAACAUAACUUGAACUCUCCAUUCCUUAAAUUUUAGCUACGAGCUAGUUCCGACACAGACAAAGCAAUGGCAAAGACCGAGGUUGCUUGGCAUAAUUUAUAUACAUUAGAGGUGACUGUUGAGAGCAAGAACAAAGACCUCAAGCACCUGGGGUUUGUGAGGAUUGCUGCUAUUCAAACAUUUGUGAUUGUGUCAAAUCUGUAUGAGUACGCAAAGCAGAAUUCUGGGCCUUUGAGAUCCGUUGUAGGAACGGUUGAGAACACUGUAACCACCAUUCUCGGUCCUGUCUGCAACAAAUUCAAGGACGUCCCUGAUGAUGUCCUUGUUUUUGUUGACAAAAAGGUGGAUGAAGCUUCCCACAAGUUCGAUGAGCACGCUCCUCCUUUUGCUAAACACAUUGCGGAUCAAGCCAAGGGUGUGAUUCAGAAAGUGACUUGUGAGGCAGGGAAAGUAGCAAGUGAAGCACAAUCUGGGGGGCCAAGAGCAGCUGUUCAUUAUGUUGCUACAGAAUCAAAGCAUUUUGUGUUGAUAAAUUCAGUAAAGUUGUGGAAUGGACUCAACCACUAUCCACCAUUCCAUGCACUGUCAGAGAUGGCAAUUCCCACUGUUGCUCACUGGUCAGAGAAGUACAACCAUGUGAUCAAGGCCAUGACUCAAAAGGGUUACAGUUUCGUUGGGUAUCUACCUUUGAUUCCCAUUGAAGAGAUAGCCAAGGCAUUCAAGCAGGGAGAGGCUAACUUGAAAGGAGAUAAUGCAGCCUCUGAGGAACAGAGAUCAGAAUCAUCUGAUUCUGAUUAAAUUGAGCUUUACUUCUUCAAAAAAUUUGCUUUUGAGUGACCUUGUUUUGUGGGUUGUGACAUUGUGGGGCAUGUUGUGGUUGUGACUAGAAAAACUUUUAAGUUAGUAAAGACUUGGCAAGACUGUGUAACUAAUCCAUGUAGAAAAUAGGGUUUAUGUAAAUGAAUGGUGCGGAUGAUAAUGCUCAUAAAGGUUGCUUCCUCCUUUUAUAUGCAUAUAAUAUAAUAAUAUUGCUCAGUGCUCUUUAUUGUGACGACA
Messenger RNA from Glycine soja, 1184 nucleotides. Its product is annotated as REF/SRPP-like protein At1g67360. NCBI's taxonomy places the organism in Eukaryota, Viridiplantae, Streptophyta, Magnoliopsida, Fabales, Fabaceae. The transcript has 3 exons. The coding region runs from base 195 to 926 and encodes 243 amino acids. The record is from RefSeq and is a predicted model, not a curated record.